This is a messenger RNA of Lactuca sativa (garden lettuce), 3689 nucleotides long. RefSeq names its product receptor-like protein Cf-9 homolog. NCBI's taxonomy places the organism in Eukaryota, Viridiplantae, Streptophyta, Magnoliopsida, Asterales, Asteraceae. Gene Ontology annotation, molecular function: protein binding. The record is from RefSeq and is a predicted model, not a curated record.
AACCCAUGUUUUACAUAGAAAGAAAAAAAAAAUAGACCACACAAUGGUGUCUGAAAGCCACUACAAGUAUAUUCUUGUAAUAAUAACACGAGUAUAUAUAAUGGAGCAUGUUCAAAUGUUUAUAGCAAAUUAGACACAAUGACUAAUUCAAAUGUGCUUAUCUUCCUUUCCCUUUUCUUUUUCUUCACUUCUUUUGCUUCUUCCUCUUCUUACAAUGCCACUCACAAAUGCUCUCCUCAACAAGCCCUUGAUUUACUUCUCUUUAAACAAAAGAUGUCCUCCAUCAACAACUCGAACGAAUACCUUGAUUCUAAGUGUGGUUGGCUAGGUUCUCGUUAUCAUCCAAUAAUGAUGAACUGGAACAAGAACACAGACUGUUGCAAGUGGGAUGGUGUCACUUGUAACCACUACACAUGUGACAUUAUCGGUAUUGACCUGAGUUGUGGCAUGCUACAAGGUACCAUCCACCCAAACACCACCCUCUUUCACCUCCCUCGUCUCCAAACACUCAACCUUGCUUACAAUGAUUUUACUGCUUCCCAAAUUCCACAUGAAUUUGGGAGGUCUUCUAAUAGUCUCACACAUCUCGACCUCUCUGAGUGUUGGUUCACUGGUGAAGUUUCCGUGGAAAUAUUUUUUCUUCCUAAAUUGAUCUUUCUUGAUCUCUCUUCGAAUGACGGAUUGCAGAUUCAACCUAAUGUAUUCAAUAAUCUACUGCAAAAUUUUACUCAUUUGAGAGAGCUCUCAAUGGUCGGUGUUGAUAUAGGUUGGGUUUUACCCACUUAUCUUAAUAUUUCGUCUUCUCUACAAUCACUUGAUCUUAGUAGCACCGGUUUGCAAGGGAAGUUACCUAAUAACAUCUUCAAUCUUCAAUAUUUAGAAAAACUUCACUUGUCGGAUAACAUUGAAAUCACUGGUCCCUUUCCCAAAGUUAACACGAGCUAUAACAUCCCUCUCAAGUCGCUAGAUCUCUCCAUCGCCAACUUAUCAGGGGAGAUACCCGAAUCACUUGGCCAUCUCAAGUCCUUGAAUUACUUGGCUCUCUCUUCUUGUAGUUUGGUGGGGUCCCUUCCCAAAACCCUAGUUAACCUUAUGCACCUUACUACUCUUGAUUUAUCAUUUAACAAGCUCAAUGGAACGUUGCCUUCUUUGUUGUUUACACUUCCCUUGCUUGAAAAUGUUUUUCUUUAUGAUAACAUGUUUAGUGGAGGGUUACCAUUGGAGUUGUUCAGCUGUCGAUCACUAAAGAUAUUAUCCCUAUGGGGCAAUAAAUUUGAUGGCAAUAUCAAUAAAGGCUCCAAUCCACUAUCAUCUAUCCAACUCGCCAACCUCACUUACCUUGACCUCUCAAAUAACAAUUUCACAGGCUUAUGGGAUCUGAACAUAUUGUUAUCAGGGCUACCAAACCUUGAAACUCUCUCCCUCUCUUACAGUGGCUUAAUUGUUACGAACAACAAUAGUUUCAGCCAUGUCAACCCUGAGUUAAGAUACUUAUAUUUGGCAUCUUGCAAUCUUACUGUGUUUCCGGAGUCUUUACGAGCCAUGAAAAAUCUCCAAAGAUUAGAUCUAUCUUAUAACAACAUACAGGGACGCAUUCCUGAUUGGGCACAGGAGAUCGGAGGAAAUCGGUUGUUAUUUUUGGAUCUGUCAAAUAACUUCAUAACAGGCUUGCCAAAAUUUCGAUGGGAUGGAUUGAACUUUCUUUAUCUGGAAUCCAACCAGAUUCAAGGGCCAUUUCCUCCAUCAAUUUGCAACAUGAGAAAUCUAGAGGUGUUGGAUAUAUCCAAUAAUAGCUUUAGUGGAGUGAUUCCACAAUGUUUGGGAAAUAUUAGCGUCUCUAUUCAGAAUUUGAAUGUCAAGUCAAACCAGAUUCAAGGACCAUUCCCUUUGUCAAUUUGCAACAUGAGCCUUCUAAGUUCAUUGGAAUUGUCCAAUAAUAGUUUCGAUGGAGUACUUCCUGAAUGCUUGGGAAACAUCAGCUCCUCUAUAUCUAUGGUAGAUAUAGGGAACAAUAAUUUUCACGGCAUCAUUCCAAAUGUGUACGAGGAGUGUGGACAAUUACAGGGGCUUAUUUUGAAUGGAAACCGAUUACAAGGAGAAAUCCCAAGUUCAUUGGCCAAAUGUCAAUCCUUGAUGGCAUUAGAUCUUGGAAACAACCAAUUAAAUGGUACAUUUCCAAGAUGGUUAGGCAAUCUUCCAGAGCUGCAAGUUCUUGUCCUCAAAUCAAACAGAUUGCAUGGUCCCAUUGAAACUCCCUCCACAGUUAAAAAUGCAUUUCCAAGCAUGAAAGUCCUUGUUUUAUCUCAUAAUUAUUUUGUAGGCCUUCUCCCACGAAAGUAUUUGCAAAAUUUCAUUGCCAUGAAGAACACGGAAAAAGAUAGCACAAAACCAAAAUAUUUGAACAUGGGGGGGGGGGGGGGGGGGGGGGGGGGAAGUAUUACUCCGUCACUACUACGGUGAAAGGCGGGGAUCUUGACUUUCCAAAAAUUUCGGUUGACUACAUAAUUGUCGAUUUUUCAAACAACAUAUUUGAAGGGGCGAUUCAUGGUGUCAUCGGUUCUCUUACUUCACUCAUAGUGCUUGACCUAUCCAACAACAUGCUCACUGGCCCAAUUCCAUCUGAUUUAGGGAAUCUAUCGCAGAUUGAAUCGUUAGAUCUAUCUUCAAACCAAUUAACGGGAGAGAUCCCCGGACGCGUUGCAGACUUGACGUUUCUUGAAUUCUUAAACCUCUCGCAAAACCAUCUUGUGGGACGAAUUCCAUCAGGAAGUCAAUUCAAUACAUUUGAAGCAUCAUCAUUCGGAGGGAAUUUAGAACUCUGUGGUCUUCCAUUACCCAAAAAGUGUGAGCAUCCACAGGAAACAGAAACACAACUUGAGGUUGAUGGAGAUGGAGAGAGCGGAUUUACAUGGAGAGUGGUGAUGAUGGGGUAUGGAUGUGGGACCUUACUUGGAUUAGUGAUGGGGUAUGUCAUGUUGUCGACAGGAAGACCAAUGUGGUUCAACGCAAUUGCAGAUGUAGGAGAGCGCAUGAUCCGAACAAGGCGAAGAUAUGUAUAUAUUGGAAAAUGAGUUUAGCUUCUAAAUGAGAACUUAUUGGUGCACUCGGAACUUCUGGAUUAUGCAGCUGUUGAUUUGUAGUGUCUGAAACUAGUCUGAAUCAUAUUGUGCAUCGAUUCUGUUUUGAAAUAGGCAGAAAUUGUUGUUAUGAUGUAUUUCUUAUUCAUGUUUAGUCUAUUAAACAUUAGUAAGUAUUGUAAGUAUGCUUUUGUUGAAUAUUGUUGUUACUGUCAAACUUGUCAUUUGAGAUUGUGCAGGGUUAAUAAUGGAAAUUAGUAAAAGAAGUGGAUCAAUAUAAAGAAUUGUUAUCGGGUCAACACGCGGAUCUUUAUUAUCCGAAUACCCGAGAUAUAAGAAGGAAGAUGGGAGUCGUCUGGAUACAAUUUUGAGAUAUUUUUACUUCUCUAUUCUCUCUCAGUUCUCUAAGAAAAGCGAUUAGGGUUUUAUAUGUUCUAGCUGUUCUUAGUUUGUUCGUCAUCUUUCUUUAUUUGUUGAUUAAUCAGUAGAUUAGGAUGAGUGUUAUGUAAGAGAGUAGAAUAGGAAUUGUGUAGUGAGGUUUUGUUGUAAGUACAUGAAAACCAUCUGUCUAUUUGUCCUGAAAUGAUAUAAUAGAUGAUGAUGUUGGGAAAA